Pyricularia oryzae 70-15 is the source of this 1741-nucleotide messenger RNA. RefSeq names its product vacuolar basic amino acid transporter 2. The record is from RefSeq and is a predicted model, not a curated record. The coding region runs from base 1 to 1695 and encodes 564 amino acids. NCBI's taxonomy places the organism in Eukaryota, Fungi, Ascomycota, Sordariomycetes, Magnaporthales, Pyriculariaceae. Gene Ontology annotation, biological process: transmembrane transport; basic amino acid transport. Gene Ontology annotation, molecular function: basic amino acid transmembrane transporter activity. Gene Ontology annotation, cellular component: fungal-type vacuole membrane. The transcript has 5 exons.
AUGGCAGGCCAGGCAAUACCCCUCGACGGCGAGGUUUUCUCUCGGCCGCUACCGCCCACAGACGAGGAGGCCAAUGCGACGGGGAGCUACAAGCCAGAUGCGGACCACGAGGACGCGCCCUUCCUCCCGCCCGACGCGGACCCGCUCGUCGACGCAAAGGGGCCGUGGACGCCGCCGCGGGGCUUCCUCUGGAUCGAGGCCGCCAUCAUGGCAAACGUGUUCCUGUUCGGCUUGGACGGCACCAUCAUGGCGUCGACCUACGCCGUCAUCAGCUCCGAGUUCGACGCCGCCAACACGGCCUCGUGGCUGACCACGUCGUACCUCGUCACCAGCACCGCCUUCCAGCCGCUGUACGGUCGCUUCUCGGACGUUUUUGGAAGGCGGCCCUGCUUCCUUGUCAGCAGCGCCACCUUUGCGCUCGGCUGCUUGGGCUGCGGGCUGGCCACCGACGUUGUUUUCCUCAAUGCCAUGCGCGCUCUGACUGGCUUUGGGGGCGGUGGGUUGCUGACGCUGGCAACAAUCAUCAACUCGGACAUGAUACCCUUCCAACGGCGAGGCAUGUACCAAGCCAUGCAAAACGGCUUUGUGGGAUUCGGUGCCGUAGCCGGGGCGUCGCUGGGAGGCGCCGUCGCCGACCUAAUCGGGUGGCGCUGGUGCUUCCUGUCGCAGGUGCCCAUCUCCGUUGCUGCCCUGGUGCUCGGCUGGUUUGUGGUGCGGGACCCAGAGUCCAGCGUCUCUUCUGGACAGGGCGUCAGCCGCCUCCGCACGAUAUGGUCCAAGGUUGACAUCUCGGGUGCUCUAGUCCUGGUCGUCGCCAUCUCCAUGCAGCUGGUCGCCCUGAGUCUUGGCGGCAACGAGCUGCCUUGGGGUAGUCCCUGGGUUGUCGCGUCUCUGAUUGGAAGCUCGCUCCUCUUUGCCUUGUUCAUCUCAAUUCAACACCGUACCACUGCCAUUCCCGUCAUCCCUCUGCGCCUUUUGCAUGGCUUCCUUCCGACAGUCACUCAACUGGCCAACGUUAGCCUCGGGCUUUCGGCCUAUGCAUACAUCUUCAUGCUUCCACUCUUCUUCCAGGUCGUGCUGGGGGACUCGGCUACCAAGGCCGGUGCACGCCUCAUCAUCCCCUCGCUGGCGCUGCCUUUGGGCGGACUUGUUACUGGGAUAGUAAUGUCUCGUUGGGGAAGCCUUAUUGGAUUGAUGCGGGCAGGAGCCAUCGUAAUGCUGAUUGGCAACGCCUUGACCACAUCUCUCCAGUUUGUUGAUCAAGACUGGAAGUACUUUGUCUACAUCUUCCCCGCCAACCUCGGCCAGGGCAUGGUGAUGCCUGCCAUGCUUUUCACUGGGUUGGCGACAUUCGAACAUGCAGAUCACGCCGUUUCUGCAUCCGUAACCUACCUCAUCCGCUCCCUGGGGGCGGUUUGGGGAGUCGCACUUACAUCGGCCAUCUUGCAAACGACGCUGAGCACACGGCUCCCUGAUGCUUUAGGAGGUGUUGAGAACAAGGAAGAAAUGAUUGACGCUAUCCGCCACUCAAUCACUGCACUCAAGGCACUCCCCGACGGCGUCCAAAGUCAAGCGCGAAUGGUGUACUACGAGGGCAUACACAACGCCUUUGCCGCGUCGACGGCGUUUGCUGGCUUUGCCGUGGUGAUGGCAUUCCUGGCGAACCCCCGAGGCCUGCGAAGAAGCCUCAAAUGAACCGGGGAUGGGACGAACAUCGGAGAUCGGACAUCGGCCAUGGGAG